UCUAUAAUACGCGCUACAACCACGAAGUCACAAGACCAAACUUUUGAAUUUAUAAACAUGAAAUCAAUGUUCACAAUUCUGAUCAAUAAAUAAUCCCGUCUUAGAUGGAAAAUUUCACAACCAUCAGGUAUUCAUUACUAGUACGAUAAUUCUGUAUUGUUGUCUACACUUGUUUUAGCUACAAUGGUAAACUUCUGAGAAAUUCAGUUAAAGUUUCACACUCAGGGAAUUGGCGAAGCAAUAUAUUUCUAUUUAAUUUCUAUUAAUGAAGAUUCUAUUGUCCAGAUGAUACAUAAUACGUCACUCCAAAUGAGUGAAAUUACAAUUGGCUCAUUUGGUGAACAAACCUUAGACGCGUUAUUAGAAGCUGAAGACCGUAGAUGUAAUAGGAAUAAUGCUCAGCACUCUAAAAUUGCAACUGAGUCCAGAGCUGCAAAGUCGACUUUUGUUUCUCUCCGAAAAAGGACAGAGAAUGUCAUCGGUAAGCUUACAACCUGCAAUGUCAAUUACUUCCAGAAGCACGACGAAGAAGCAAUUACAAUUAACGAUACCAACGUAGACAAAUAUUUUCAAGAUAGUAUAGCUCUUUCAAAAAUUGUCACUCUUGAUUUGGAACCUGGAACUGACAGUCCCAAGGUUACCGAUGGUGUCUCUAAAAAAAAGACUUGCCCUAGAUUGAGCAAAAUGAAUAAUAGCAAUAAAAAUCAUCCGGAAGGUAAAAGAGCCCAGAUUUUUCAAAGACGUUCAACUCAGGCUUCCCAGCCAACCAAAAUGACCAAAAUUCAAAAAUCAAGACAUGAUGGAAACUUGCCAAUGAAUGUGCUUGUCAUUGAGAGUUUGAAGGAUGAGUAUUCAAGUGAACAAGAAAAAGUAGAAACCAUAGUUAACAAGCAUUUGAAGGAAGCAAUCGCAUCAAACGCCACAACUGGAAAUAGUAUUACUUCUGUUGUCAACAAAGCAACUCACUUCAACAAAAAGCAUCACGGACCAAAUAGUACUCCAAAAUUAUCUAUUAGUGAAUUAAAACUACAAACCAUAGCACAAAAAACUCAUGAAACAGAGUUAAUUGAUAGAAAGGCAAUUGCAGCACAGAUCGAAAAAUUUCCUGAUGACAAAGAAAAUAAUUUGAUUAUAGCAAAUAGUAAAACAAUAUUCCAGAUUGACUUGAGUAAAGAAAGCUCAAUUGUUUCCAUGCAGGAUAGAUGUAAACUAUCGGCAUGGGGAGUACCGUCAAAUAUUCUCCAGAAAUAUGAGUCAAGAGGCAUGGGAAUAAUGUUUCCUUGGCAAAUGGAAUGUUUGUCUAACUAUCAAGUGCUUGAAAACAAUAAAAAUUUGAUUUAUUCAGCACCAACCUCAGCAGGAAAAACUUUAGUUGCUGAAAUACUCAUUAUGAAAACAGUAUUGGAACGGCAGAAAAAAGUCAUAUUUAUCUUGCCAUUUGUCUCAGUUGUCCGAGAAAAAAUGUUUUACUUUCAAGAUCUGCUAUCGAGUAGUGGAGUUCGAGUCGAAGGUUUUAUGGGCGGAAAUGCUCCUGCAGGGGGACUUCCUGCUACUCAUAUAGCAAUAGCAACUAUCGAAAAAGCAAACUCAUUGAUAAAUCGCUUAAUGGAAGAGGGAGGCCUUUCCUCUUUGGGGGCUGUGGUCGUGGACGAGCUUCAUCUUCUGGGUGACCCACAUCGUGGCUACUUGCUCGAACUGCUACUCACAAAACUAAAAUAUAUGACAUUGAGAGAAGAGCAGGUAAACAUCCAACUUAUUGGCAUGUCUGCUACACUUCCAAAUCUUAGUCUGUUAGCUGAGUGGUUGGGUGCGGAGCUUUUUAAGACGGAAUUCAGACCAAUUGCACUAAAUGAACAAUACAAGAUAAACAGAACUAUUUAUAACAGUAAAUUCAUGCCCACAAGGGAGCUCCAUCCAAUACCAGAGUUAUGCAAUGAUCCGGACCAAAUACUCCAGUUAUGCAUUGAAACCAUUGCCGAUGGACACAGUACAUUAAUAUUUUGUCCAACUAAAAACUGGUGCGAAAAUCUAGCCCACCAGGUGGCUGCGAUAUUUUUCAAAUUAGGUAGUGGAGAUACCACACUUGGGCAAAUUCUUAGAAAACAGUUGAACUCGGACGCAAUUGCGGAAACACUGUGUCAGCUUGAACGAUGUCCUGCUGGUUUAGACAACGUUUUAAAAGGUACCGUCUCAUUUGGUGUCGCUUUUCACCAUGCAGGACUUACCAUGGAUGAACGAGAUAUCAUCGAAUGCUCUUUCAGAAUUGGAUCACUCAGAGUUCUUAUAGCAACAUCAACGUUGAGUAGCGGAGUGAAUUUACCAGCUAGAAGAGUCAUCAUCAGGUCAUUAGUGUUCCACGGUAAAGUGAUAGAUACUCUCACAUACCGGCAAAUGAUUGGACGCGCGGGUCGUAUGGGAAAGGAUACCGCAGGCGAAAGCAUAUUAAUAUGCAAACCAAAUGAAAAAAGUACAGUUAAGUAUUUGUUGGCUGCGCCUUUAGAUCCCGUACGAUCUUGCUUAGAAGGAUCAGGACCGCUGGUCAGAGCAUUGCUAGAAGUUGUGGCAAGUGGAGUUGCAUGCACAUCGGCAGACAUUGAUCUUUAUAGCAGGUGCACGCUGGCUAGUUUUCAGCCAAAAAAUAACGUUCAAAGGCUCACCCAAGAAGCUAUGGAGUUUCUGACACUGAAUGAAUUUAUUAUAGCACGUGAAAUAGAGGAUAAACAGCACCGAUGGAUGGCCACGGCUCUUGGCAAGGCAUGUCUUGCAUCGUCCGUUCCUCCGUCAGAUGGAUUAUUCUUAUUUGAAGAGUUGCAAAGGGCCAGAAAAAGCUUUGUCUUGGAAACAGAUCUACAUAUCAUAUAUCUAGUUACACCGUUUAAUUCCAGCAGCCUAAAUGGACAAAUUGACUGGAUGAUAUUUUUCAACUUAUGGAAAUCUUUGACCGAAUGUGAACAAAGGGUUGGACGGAUGGUUGGAAUCGAAGAGAAAUUUUUAGUGUCUGCUAUUCGGGGACUUGCUAAACCCGGCAAAAAGCAAAGUAUUCACCGAAGAUUUUUCACUGCGUUAGCACUGCACGAUUUAGUGAAGGAAGUUCCAUUGACUACAGUUUCAGAGAAAUAUGGAUGUAGUCGAGGAAUUUUACAAAGCUUACAGCAGUCUGCCUCAACUUUUGCCGGAAUGGUCACGCAGUUUUGCAAACAAUUGGGAUGGGAUUGUAUGGAACUAUUAUUUUGCCAGUUUCAAGUUCGUUUGCAAUUUGGAGUUUGUAGAGAGUUACUGGAUCUGCUACGUCUGCCAAUGCUCAAUGGUCUUCGCGCUAGAAGUCUUUACAAGGAUGGAAUCAAGUGUGUGGCAGACCUAGCAACUGCUAAUGAGCUUGCUGUCGAACGUGCAUUACACAAAGCUCUACCGUUUGAAAGCGAAAAGGAGCAGGAUGGUGAACACAUGCUGGAAACAGCAAAAAGAAAUAAAGUUCGAAGUAUCUUUAUCACUGGACGGGACGGACUCACUCCGUACCAGGCGGCAGUGAUGUUGGUACAGGAAGCUCGCACCUUAGUGCAGCAUGAAUUGGGUAUCAAGGACGUGUACUGGCAGCAAGGUAUUGAGAAGUCGAAUAGUUGCCUAUCAGAAAAGUCAUAUCAAAGAAAUCGAAGCUCAUCGUCAGAUUGUCACGUCCUCAACCCUGCUUUUGUAAACAACAAAAGUUCUAUACAAGUUCCGGUAGAUGAUGGAUUCCUUAUCCCAGAUUCAAAGUAUGCUACAAAUUCUUACACGGGAAAUAGUAUAGAUGCUAUUGACUCUCAACAAAUUAAUAAGAACUUAAUGAACACGUUGGAGCAGCUAGAAAAGCGUGCAACAACUGAUUCGACAGAGAUUGACUCAUUUUCAAAAGCAGUCCUACUACGGGAACAACGUAGCGAGUCCAACAUCAACGUUGGUGAUACCCAAAGCCAAAAAAUUCAGCCAAAAAUACACGUACUUGACAAUCCAGAUUCGAUUGUAUCAUCAUGUUCUGGCAUACUAAAAUCUAUCAACCCGAAAAAUCAGUUUGCCAAAAAUAAACCCAAGUUUAAACUCUUGAGUACAAAACGGAGGAUACGUCAAAACGAUGACAACGCCACAUCUGUUUACAAUGACAAUUUAAAACAGAAUAAUUCACCUACAAAACCCAUGGAUGAUUCUCGGAGUUUUGUUAUCGAAAUUGAUGAGAAAAAUCAAAAGACAAACGUGCACAAAAUGUUAGGUGCGAAUACCUACAUUCACGAGAAGGCUGAUAUUCCUGAUUUUAACUUAGUUGAAAGACCUAAAGAGAUGGAUAACGAUACAAUAAAAAAAAAAAAAAAAACAAUAGGGAACUCGGCAGAUCAUAUUGAAAUUCGUAUAGACCAUGAACCACUGCCGAAGCAAUGCCAAAAGACAUCCUUAUUCAACGAUGAUCCAAAUGCUUCGUUUUUAGGAAGUCCUAGUUUAUUUGGUGAUAGUCUCAGUCUCGACACACAGUUCUGCGAUGACCUUGAAAAAAAUAUAAACAGUUCGGUGAACAUCGGUAAAGAUACAAAUACAAUUGAUACCGUUUACCAAAAUUCAUCGACCUAUACACCAAACUCCACUUUCAAGGUAGAGAGUGGACGGAACACAUCGACGAUGAUCACAAAGCGAAAUGCCAAUACCGCAGAGCUGAACCUAACAACAAAAACAAUCUCAAGUCACAAACAUAUGGCUACCACGGAUGAUAAUUCAGAAGUCCCAUACUUCAAUCAGCAAAUCCUUAAUAGUGAAGAAAUAAAUUUUUCCUGGAAUAGUACGACUUGGGAUAACCCGACCGUGUCGAGGAACUCGUUCACAAAAUCCAACGGUAUUCGUGAUCAAGCAUGUCAGGUUCCUGGGGGUCCGAAGGGUCUAGUAACAGGAAAUCAUGAUGGCGAGUCGUAUCGAGUCAAUAUGUGUUCUGGAAACCUGCAAAAAAAGUGUCGAACUGUAAUGAGUGAUUUGAAUUUAACUGAUGAGAUCGCGGUAACACCUCCGGUGCAAAAUAGCCGUUUUAAAUCAGUUUCUCCAGAGUCAAACUCAGGUAAUAUUCACGACGUGAAGAUGAUCAAUCAUUCAGACUCUCGUAAACGCCAAUUCAACGAGGCCCACUCGCAAAGCGACAGUAGUCCAGUUCUUAAAGUACUGAAUAUCAGUAGUAAUCGCCGGUUGUCAUUUGAGUCAAAUAAAUCAGAUUCGGACGAUUAUGUCGUUGCGUCACAAAAUUUAAAACCCACCAAAAAUACAGAAAAAAGUCGAGCUAGAUUAAAAUUGGAGUUAUCCAGAAGGGUUGCCUUGGAAACAAAGCAGAGCAAUCCCACACUCGAAGAGUCCCGAAGACAAUCGAAUAUUGUUACAAGCAGAAACAUUGAACUGCUAAGAACAGGUGGCAUAAGUUCUAAAAAGGUGCUGUAUCAAGAGAACUGCAGCACGGAUAGCAUCGUAUCAAAUACAGAUGAAGAUUCUCCGGUGGCUAGAUUCAGAGUGACUCAGAACCUACAUCAAAGGAGUCUAAAUUCAUCAAUUAUUGUUCAAAAAGUUACAAAUUCCAGAAAACGUAAGAAAAAGUGCCUAAGAGCUGACAGUGAAGAAAAUAGAAUAAGUUCCAAUCAAAAAUCGGACUGGAACAUCUUAGAUAUCAUAAAUGUUGCUUGGGAUGAUAAAAUAUUCAAUUUAUUUAGCAGUGAGUUGAAAGGAAAGAGUGAGAUUGCAAUAGCUUUGGCACAAGAUAAGUUUGUCUGCGAUACAUUUGGCAUUGGGAGCAGAUUGGUCGGUGGUGCAAGUGGCAAAAGAAAAGGCUCAAAGAAAAAUGAAAGCUGUAUUUACUCGGACACCAUCGUCAACGGGGUUGCUAUUUCCUGGGGAAGAAACGUUGUCUACUACAUCUCCUUUGAAAAUAAAAAAGAAGACAGCAUACCAUUGAAGGAACGUCUUCAACUAUUACGAGACGUACUCACGAAUUCGUCAGUGAACGUUCGUUGCUAUGGAAGUAAAGACAUAUACAAAACGCUGCAUCUGUGCUGCAACAUCAGUUCCAAUUGUACAUUCCUCGAUCCACAAGUAGCAGAAUGGUUGCUAGAACCCGAUCUUGCCGAAAAGAAACUCAAUGAUAUGGCCAGUAUUUAUUUCCCACAAGGAGUUACCGUCUUGCAGCAUGCUUAUUCUGCUCAAGCUUCUGUAGGUUUCAAUAAGGAAACUGAGCGCUUCGUUUUUGCCAAACACAAAGCUGCUGCAGAGGCUGCGGUAACAUGGUAUAUCACAGGAAAGCUUAUCAGACAGCUACGAUCACAGAGCAUGGGUCUGGCACAAAUAUAUAAAGAUGUGGAGUGCAAAGUUGCAUCAACAUUGGCAAGAUUGGAGCUAACAGGAAUAGGAAUAAAUCUAGAGUCACUUCGAGAACUUUCGACAGUCCUGCAGCGGGAACUAAUGUCCUUAGAACAACGUGCGUUUGCCUUAGCUGGAAGAAGAUUCAGUUUCAACUCUCCGAAAGAAGUUGCACAGGUCUUAGGAAUGUACAAGGGCAUAAAAGUGAGCACCAAUAAGGCCGUGUUAGAAAAUUGCAGUAACCCAAUUUCCAAUUUAGUCGUGUCAUGGCGGAAACUCAACGCAACUCAAACUAAAAUGGUGUUUCCAUUAUUAAGUCUAGCUCAUCAAGGGUCUCGGGUUCAGGGAUGUUGUGUAACACGGACAGCCACUGGCAGAAUAUCCAUGCAUGAACCAAAUUUACAAAAUGUUCCGAGAGAUUUCAGUUCCGAGGAUAACAGUUUUGUAAUUAGCAUGCGCAUGGCAUUUGUUCCUACUUGCGGAAAUAUCAUCCUAUCAGCAGAUUAUUGCCAGCUCGAGUUGAGGAUACUGGCACAUUUUUCCAAAGAUCCCGUGCUGUGCGAAGUUAUGAGAAGAGAUGCUGAUAUUUUUAGGAAUAUCGCUGCACGAUGGAAUCAUAUAUCUGUAGAGGAGGUACAAGAUGAUCUACGUCAACGCACAAAGCAGCUAUGUUAUGGAAUAAUUUACGGCAUAGGUCCAAAGGCGUUGGCGAAACAGUUAUCGGUCACGGAACUGGAAGCUGGUAAGUUCAUGGAAACAUUCCUAGGUACCUAUCCGAACGUACGUACUUGGCUAAGCCAGGUAACAACAGAAAGCCGAGAAAAUGGAUAUGUGAUAACUCUAAUGGAAAGGCGCAGAAAACUGCCAGGCUUGUACAGUGAUGUGAAAAGUGAAAGAUCACAUGCUGAAAGACAGGCGGUAAACACGAAAAUUCAGGGUUCGGCGGCAGAUUUAGCUAAGAAAGCAAUGGUUCUCAUCGACGAAAGACUGCAUUCCGAAUAUCCAGAUGCUCCAAGAGUCUUCUCAGAGAUGAAAACUAGGAAACUUAGAAGCAGUAAGGAUUGCCGGCAACGAGGAGCCUAUCUAGUGCUACAACUUCACGAUGAACUGUUAUAUGAGGUGAAUGCAGCGGACCUUGAUCGGGUUGCAGUCAUAGUGAAAACAUCAAUGGAGGAGGCAUAUCAGCUGUACGUUCCACUGCCUGUUAAAAUUAAAGUCGGUCCCACAUGGGGUAGCCUAACCGAAUAUAAAGUUUAGGAUCAAAGUAA
Messenger RNA from Athalia rosae (coleseed sawfly), 7619 nucleotides. RefSeq names its product DNA polymerase theta (gene DNApol-theta). The record is from RefSeq and is a predicted model, not a curated record. Lineage: Eukaryota; Metazoa; Arthropoda; Insecta; Hymenoptera; Athaliidae. Bases 286 to 7608 code for a protein of 2440 amino acids. Gene Ontology annotation, molecular function: ATP binding; DNA binding; DNA-directed DNA polymerase activity. The transcript has 21 exons. Gene Ontology annotation, biological process: double-strand break repair via alternative nonhomologous end joining; DNA-templated DNA replication.